Linum tenue is the source of this 2436-nucleotide messenger RNA. The record is from the annotation of a GenBank genome assembly. NCBI's taxonomy places the organism in Eukaryota, Viridiplantae, Streptophyta, Magnoliopsida, Malpighiales, Linaceae.
AUGAAGAACGCACCCUCCCCUGCUUUCCUCCGCCCCAUCGUAGCUUUCUCAGCCUUCGCCGUCCUUUUCUGCCUUCCGUUACUCUCCCAUGCCCUGGGAUCCGGCUCCACCCUCGCCGUCAUCUCCGGCUCCCCCACCGCCUGCGGCAUCGUCUCCUACCAGGCCACUCAGAGCAUCGUUUGUUUCAGACCACCAGCACCACCAAUCGUAACGCUUCAACCCAACAUCUCCUUCUCCUCGAUCUCCGGCGGGCAGGAUUUUUUCUGCGGGGUCCGUUCCGGCGGCUACGCUCUGCUCUGCUGGGAUACAUUCUCGCCGGAUAACAAUUCCGCCAUUCCCAACCAAGUCAAGCGAAUCUAUUUCAACACCUCGGUUCUGUUACAGAGCGUGUCUGUUGGUGGUGAUCGGGUUUGCUCGACCACGGCGGCGGCCGGAACCGUGAGAUGUUGGAGAGGGGAUGAGAGUACUAGAUCACAAUUGCCUCCUAGUGGAGAGAGAUUCAGCGAAAUUUCAUCUGGGUAUGGGUUUUCUUGCGGGAUUUCGGUUAACGGGAGCAGAAUUCGGUGCUGGGGAAGCCAGCCGAUCGCGCAGAGAAUCGAAUCGGGAUUCGGGGAGAUGUCGAUGUUGAGUGUUCAAGCCGGAGGGUCUCACGUAUGCGGAGUGAAUUCGACUGGGUUUGUGGUUUGCAGGGGAGACAAUUCCUCCGGACAGCUCAACGCUCCCCUGAAUUCUCCGCCUCUGGAGUAUUCACAGUUGGCGCUGGGAGCCAAUUACAGCUGCGCUCUUCGUCGGAGCAAUGGGUCGGUGGUUUGUUGGGGUGGAGACGGAGGGCUGGGGGUCAACGGGAUCGAAGGAAUCUUCUUCGAGUCCAUCGUCUCUGGCUCGAAUUUUCUCUGCGGCAUUUUGUCGAACAACUUGUCGACAAUUUGUUGGGGACCCGGAUGGCCCAGCGCUGGGGUACUUCCAUUGCCUCCAAUUCUGCCAGGUCCUUGCGUCGAAUCAUCUUCCUGCGGUGAAUGCGGCGUGUAUGGAGAUUCUCAGAACUGGUGCGGCGGUUCAGGGGUAAUCUGCAGGCCGUGUGGGUUCAACGUUUCGACAGUAGCAUCGCCUCCGCAGGAGGCGCCGUUGCCGCCAUUCCCUCCAUCGCAGUCGCCAAUUUCACCACCGCCGCCAUCAUCAUCAACAACAAGUUUGAGAAAGGGGUUGUUGUCGUUCGCCAUUGUCGGUUCACUCGGAGCUUUUGCAGGCAUAUGCACAGUCUUUUACUGCCUGUGGACGGGAGCUUGCCUGGGCAGGAAAAAAGUCCACAACUCCGUGCAACCCACAAUCACCAGAGCAGGCUCAAACAACGGCGGAGGAUCGAACAAUUCAAAAUCCUCGACCAUCCGGCGGCAGAGCUCGAAAGCAAUGAGGCGCCAGAGGAGCGGGACCUCAUCCAAGCACGCCGAGCCCCGAGCCGAAGAAUUCACCCUCUCCGAGCUCGCAGCAGCCACCGACGGGUUCGCAGCAGAGAACAAGAUCGGCGCCGGAAGCUACGGCAUCGUCUACAGAGGCAAGCUCGCCGACGGCAGGGAAGUUGCGAUUAAAAGAGGGGAAACGAGCAAGAAGGCGAAGAAGUACCAGGAGAAAGAGAGCGCGUUCGAAUCGGAGCUCUCCUUCCUCUCUCGCCUCCACCACAAGCAUUUGGUAAGGCUCGUCGGGUACUGCGACGACGGAGGCGAUGAAAAGCUUCUGGUGUACGAGUACAUGAAAAACGGAGCUCUCUACGAUCAUCUCCACGACCGGAACAACGUCGAGAAUUCGAGCAGUUUAAUCAAUUCGUGGAAGAUUAGGAUCAGAAUCGCGCUGGACGCGGCCAGAGGGAUCGAGUAUCUGCACAAUUACGCGGUCCCUCCGAUCAUCCACCGGGACAUCAAAUCGUCGAAUAUUCUCCUAGACGGGAAUUGGGUGGCCCGGGUGUCGGAUUUCGGGUUGUCGCUGCUGGGACCCGACCCGGAGAGGGAGUACCGUCCGACGAAGGCGGCCGGCACGGUGGGGUACAUUGAUCCGGAGUACUACAGCUUGAAUGUGCUGACGGCGAAGAGCGACGUGUACGGAUUGGGGGUGGUGUUGCUGGAGUUGUUGACAGGGAAGAGGGCGAUUUUUAAGGGGGAUGACGGGGAAGGGACGCCGACGAGCAUAGUGGAGUACGCGGUGGCGAGGAUCGCCGGCGGGGAGCUGUGGGGGAUACUGGAUCGGCGGGUGGGGCAGCCGGAUGUGAAUGAGUCGGAGGCGGUGGAGCUGGUGGGAUACACGGCGAUGCACUGCGUGCGGCCGGAAGGGAAGGACCGGCCGACGAUGGCGGAUAUUGUUGUGAAUUUGGAGAGGGCGUUGGUGCUUUGUGAGGGCAGCCAUGGGAGCAUCUCCAGCGGGACAAUCUCCAUUGUUUCCGAGUGA